Messenger RNA from Corylus avellana, 1092 nucleotides. Its product is annotated as E3 ubiquitin-protein ligase SDIR1. Gene Ontology annotation, biological process: ubiquitin-dependent protein catabolic process; protein ubiquitination. NCBI's taxonomy places the organism in Eukaryota, Viridiplantae, Streptophyta, Magnoliopsida, Fagales, Betulaceae. Gene Ontology annotation, molecular function: ubiquitin protein ligase activity. The record is from RefSeq and is a predicted model, not a curated record.
ACAAAUUAUUGAAACGGUUGGGACAGCGAGAGCGCUAUCGGCAACAACAGCAAACGUAGGAGCAGAAGAAACACACAUUGUACCUUCGAUCUCUCCCAUUCGUUUUCCAACAACGCGAUCUGAAGAGGAACUUGGAACCAUGAGUUUUGUUUUUCGAGGGAGUAGAGCAGAUCUUGAAAGUGGAUUUCCAGGAUAUAUUCCUGAACCACCUGCAGUGCGUAUUCAUACAACUCGGCCAGUUAAUACUAAUUCACUUGCUUUUCUUGUCACAGUUAUUUUGCUUUUCAUGAUUCUGAAUUCUCAUCAGAUGUCACCAAACUUUUUGCUCUGGGUAGUUGUGGGUGUCUUUUUGAUGGCCACAAGCCUUAGGAUGUAUGCAACUUGUCAACAACUUCAAGCACAGGCACGGGCUCAUGCUGCAGCAGCAAGUGGCUUGCUUGCUCAUACUGAACUGCGACUGCACAUGCCACCAUCAAUGGCGUUGGCAACAAGAGGACGAUUACAAGGACUGAGACUCCAGCUUGCACUUCUUGACCGUGAGUUUGAUGACCUAGAUUAUGAUACUCUCAGGGCAUUGGACUCUGAUAAUACUUCCACCACUCCUUCAAUGAGCGAGGAACAGAUAAAUGCUUUACCUGUUCACAAGUAUAGGGUUGCUGGCUCAAAGAAUGGCAGCUCAUCCCCGCAACAGGAGUCAUCUUCUUCAGGCCCAGCUGAGACUAAGCAAGACUGUAGAAAGGCAGACGGGAGCAUAAAGGGCCCAGAAGAUGAACUGACAUGCAGCAUUUGCUUGGAGCAAGUUAAUAAGGGGGAGCUUGUUCGUAGCUUGCCAUGUUUGCAUCAGUUUCAUGCCAAUUGCAUUGAUCCAUGGCUGCGGCAACAAGGCACAUGCCCUGUUUGUAAAUUCAGGGCAGGAUCCGGAUGGCAGGAUAGCAGGGAGAGUGAAUCAGAUGGCUCAGACAUCGUUUAAUGACUUUUGUUAAGUAAUCCAUCUGUAAAUGCAUUACAUAUUUGUGUAUAAUCUUCUGGAUUGGCCUUUUCCUUAUUUGGGCAUCUAUUUUUUACCCAAAAUAACAAAGGUUACCAAGCUCC